Molecule: messenger RNA, 1775 nt
Organism: Panicum virgatum (switchgrass)
Lineage: Eukaryota; Viridiplantae; Streptophyta; Magnoliopsida; Poales; Poaceae
Product: CBL-interacting protein kinase 29-like
Exons: 1
Coding region: 174-1475 (433 amino acids)
Biological process (GO): signal transduction; protein phosphorylation
Molecular function (GO): protein kinase activity; ATP binding
Source: RefSeq, a predicted model, not a curated record
GGCCGCGCACGGUGGGAUCCUCAACUCGAACAGCCCAGCCGCAAAGCCACCCCGGGUUUCCAGCAGCUCCGGCACGAUCGCCUUCGCCCAGUGAUUGAGGGUCAGGGAAAAAAAAUUCCCCCGUCGCACCCGCCCAUUACGACGGCGCCGGCCGAGCAGACGCCGCCGCCACGAUGUCGCCCACCACCGGCGCCGUCGCAUCCGCCGCGCCGGGAGAGGAAUCUCCCGCCGCCACGGUGCUCCUCGGCAGGUACGAGCUCGGCGACCUCCUCGGCCGCGGCGCGUCCGCCAAGGUGUACCGCGCGCGGGACCUCCUCACCGGCCACUCCGUCGCGAUCAAGUCAUUCCCCAACCCCCGCGCCGGCGCCGAGGAGGGGCGCCGCCCCGUGGCCAUCGAGCGCGAGGCGGCCAUCCUCCGCCGCCUGCGCCACCGCCACGUGGUGCGCCUCCACGAGAUCCUAGCCACGCGCAAGAAGGUCCAUUUCGUCCUCGACCUCGCCGCCGGCGGCGAGCUCUUCUCGCUCGUCGACGCCUCCGGCCGCAUGACGGAGGACCUCACCAGGCACUACUUCCGGCAGCUCAUCUCCGCCGUGCGCUACUGCCACGCGCGCGGCGUGUUCCACCGCGACAUCAAGCCGGAGAACCUACUCCUGGACGAGGCCGGCGAGCUCAAAGUCGCCGACUUUGGCCUCGGCGCCGUGGCCGACGACGGCAACCUCCGCCACACGCUCUGCGGCACCCCGGCGUACGUGGCGCCGGAGAUCCUGUCGAGGAGAGGGUACGACCCAGCCAAGGUGGACAUCUGGUCCUGCGGCGUGGUCCUGUUCGUGCUCGCCGCCGGGUACCUCCCCUUCAACGACGCCAGCCUCGUGAACAUGUACCGCAAGAUCUACGCGGGCAGGUUCCGGUGCCCGAGCUGGUUCUCGCCGUCGCUGCGCGACCUGCUGCGCCGCGUGCUGGACCCGAACCCGGACGCCCGCAUCGACGCGGACGACAUCGUGGGCCACCCGUGGUUCUGCCACGGCGCCGGCGACGAGGAGCUGGCCCGCCUCAUGCGCGGCCACGAGGAGGAGCCCUGGUUCAAGCCCGAGUUCAAGGAGGAGGACAUGGCGAGGGAGAUGACCGCGUUCGACAUCCUGAGCUUCUCCGCCGGGUCCGACCUGUCGGCGCUCUUCGGCGCCGGGCAUGGCAAGGAGCGGGUGUUCGUCAGCGAGGCCGGCGCUGCCGUGCUGAGCCGCGUGGAGGCGGCCGGGCGGAAGGAAGGGUACCGCGUGAGGAGGGAAGGGAAGCGGGGCACCGGGCCGGUCUACCUGGAGGAGGAGAGCGGCGGCGGCAUCGUGGCGAAGGUGAGCGUCUUCAAGCUCGCCGACGCGGUGUCAGUGGUGGAGGUUGUGAAGGGCGACGGCGCGGAGGCCGCGCUGUUCUGGACCGAGCGGCUCGAGCCGGCCGUGAAGCCCCCGGUGCUGUCGUGCUGAGCUGAGCAGGCCGCCGCCGAGGGUUCCUGGCUUCCUGCUCCUGGCCCUGGGAGGCGCCUCCGCCGCUUGCCGGGAAUGGGAUCCGUUUCCUUUGGUUGUGAUGGUUCCUCAAAAAUUCAUUUGGUUGUUUGGCCGUGUGUGUGUUGUAUGGUGCCUGUCACGCUCGGCGAGCAUCAGAGCACUAAGCGAGCGAGGUUUGGUGCCGGGUCGGCCAAAAUCAUCAUCAUCAUGAUCGUCAUCAUCUGUAUAAUAUUCCUAUUCCGACGAGGCAAGCAAGAAUCCUUGCGAUGUUGAGACGAA